This is a messenger RNA of Callorhinchus milii (elephant shark), 258 nucleotides long. RefSeq names its product transforming growth factor beta regulator 4 (gene fastkd4). Gene Ontology annotation, molecular function: RNA binding. The record is from RefSeq and is marked provisional. Lineage: Eukaryota; Metazoa; Chordata; Chondrichthyes; Chimaeriformes; Callorhinchidae. Gene Ontology annotation, biological process: mitochondrial RNA processing; regulation of mitochondrial mRNA stability. Gene Ontology annotation, cellular component: mitochondrial matrix; ribonucleoprotein granule.
GUGCCAUACUACGAGUGGUUGGACCUGAAGUCGGGUUGGCAGCGAGUGGCUUAUCUGAAGGACAAGAUGGGCAAAACCAUCUCGGAGGAGUUGGCUAAAUGACAGGACUGGGAACGCAGGGUGGGUGGGGGGUGGCGGAGCUGGGGCUCGGAGCUGGACGCCGAUGGGGCUAUUCCCUCCCGGGGAGCCCCUGAGCAGGAGUGGGGGGGGGAUUGCACUGUACAGGAUGUGGUUUUAAAUUAAACAAUCGCUUAAAUU